GGCAUUGCGUAUUGUGAUGUGGGGAACUGUCAGGUGGAUGGGGGUCUAUUUUAAUGAGCCAAUAGCAUGAUUGCUUUGAAUACAUACAACUUUCACUAUUUAUCUUAAAGUGCUUUUCCUUUACGUGACCUAGAGCUAAACUGCUGGCCUGUCCCUGUUUCUCUCACCGUCAAGGAAAGAUACGCUGCUGUGAUGUCUGAGGGCCCGAGAAAGCCAAAAAGAAAAUUUGCAGCAACACGUCGGCUGCUAAUAAAAGGCAAGCUACUGAAGAAGGCAGAAUUGAUGCUGGUUGCUGAAAAUGAAGAAAAAGAAAUGGAGAAGGAAAGAGUUGUGAACGAGAGUGUUCCUCCUCUAAAGCUGUCAGGCCUCUCAGUCCAGGAGCUCCAGGAUCUUUGCAAAGAGUUGCACCAGAAGCUUGAUGUUGUUGACGAGCUGCGUUAUGACAUGCAAGCUAAAGUCAACAAAAAUGAAAAUGAGAUUGUGUCACUGAAGCAGAAGAUCAUCGAGUUGAAAGGUAUGAAGAAGCCCAGCCUGAAGAGGGUAAAGAAAACCACAGAUGACGUGCUGGGUGCAUACACGGAUGCCUCCAAACUCAAGAAGGCUGACUUUAAAGCCAACCUCAAGACAGUGAAAAAAGAAGACGAUAAGAAGGAAGAAGUGACUGACUGGCGUAAGAAUGUGGAGGCCCUGUCUGGCAUGGAGGGCAGGAAGAAGCUUUUCACUGCAGGACAAUGAAA
This is a messenger RNA of Cyprinodon tularosa, 737 nucleotides long. RefSeq names its product troponin I, slow skeletal muscle-like. Bases 193 to 735 code for a protein of 180 amino acids. The transcript is spliced from 8 exons. Gene Ontology annotation, cellular component: troponin complex. Lineage: Eukaryota; Metazoa; Chordata; Actinopteri; Cyprinodontiformes; Cyprinodontidae. Gene Ontology annotation, biological process: muscle contraction. The record is from RefSeq and is a predicted model, not a curated record.